Messenger RNA from Rubroshorea leprosula, 1232 nucleotides. NCBI's taxonomy places the organism in Eukaryota, Viridiplantae, Streptophyta, Magnoliopsida, Malvales, Dipterocarpaceae. The record is from the annotation of a GenBank genome assembly.
CUUUUUUACUUUCUCUCUCCUUUACUUCACCUUUUCCCUCACCUCUGCAAACCCAGAUUUGGGUUUCAUCACAUAAAUUAACGAUCUGAAGAAGUUAGUGAUGAUAAGAAAAUGAAGAUCGACCACGCGCUUGGGACUGUCAAGUCCAAUGGCAUCCAGAAAAUUCUUGCUCUCCGUGGAUACCCAAGGGUUUGCGUCUGUUUGGUUCACCUCAAUCAACGCUGUGUGCGAUGGGGAGUGGUUGUGGGUAUAGGCAGUGGUUUAUCCGUGGUAGCCCUAAGUGUCAAUGGUGACUCCCCUUGCCGCCAAGAACUUGGGAUUUGCUGUAUGCGACUGCGGGGAAAGUUGCUAGGUAAUUACUAAUGCUUUUCAUCUUCUGUUAAAUCUGAUCAGCGUUCCUUUCAAAUUCGAAAUCGGCAUCUCACUUCUUCGCUUGUACCAACAACACCAAGCCAUGGCUAUGGUUCUGGACUCCGAAACCGACCUGUCGUUUCCCUACUGGAUCUCCGUUCGCCACGUUUUGGUCCCGCCUCUUCUUUCUUUGCUACCGGCAACCUUGAGAGAGAACUUCUCGCCAAACAGGUUGUCUCAUGGAAUUAGAUGAUUUUCUCAAACCUAGACCUGGGUUUUUUUCUCAAAUCCAGAUCUGGCGAUGAAGAAGAAGACACGAGCUCUAGUACAAGAUUCAAAGUUUGCAGAGCAGAAUCUGAGCAAAAUUUGAGGAAGGAGAAUGAUUGUUGCAGAGGGGAAGGUUUGAGGUAGACAGAGAUUUUUCGAAGUUGCUGGUUUGCUUGGAGCUUGGAGGAGAUGCAGGAGAAAGAGAAGAAAGAAAGGUUGGAGGAUGAGGAUGAGGGCAUUUAAGUAAUUUUAAUUUUUUAAUGUAUUAACUGAUUAAAAAAAUAUGAGUUUUUCUUGUUGGAUUCACACGUCAUUAACAUUUAAAAAAUUAAGUGAUUUUGUGACAAUUUAAUGUGCUGUCUGUCCAUUAACUGAAGGAAGGAUUAUUUUGAGUUUUUUAGUUGGAGGAAAACCGAACCCUACUCGGCAUUUUUUUUGGUUUCGAUUCCUCUGCAUUUUUUUUUUUUGGGUUUCGAUUUCUGGUUCAUUCAUUUUCAAUGGAAGCUGUAGCAUCCAGUGCUUUUGAUGCAAUGCUCUCUUCCAUGUGGGAUUAUAUAUCUGAGCGAUUAAUUGACUCCAACUUUCUCAAGUUUGCCAGGCAAGACCAAGUUUUG